This is a messenger RNA of Tilletiaria anomala UBC 951, 3990 nucleotides long. RefSeq lists its product as uncharacterized. Lineage: Eukaryota; Fungi; Basidiomycota; Exobasidiomycetes; Georgefischeriales; Tilletiariaceae. The transcript has 3 exons. The coding region runs from base 1 to 3990 and encodes 1329 amino acids. The record is from RefSeq and is a predicted model, not a curated record.
AUGGCUCAAGCGGCGCAGCAGCAGCUCUCGCUUGCGCAAGCUGAGCCGAUGGGGCUAGCUACUAUUCCACAAGGGGUCGUUCCACCGGAUGACUUGCGAAAGCUCGACCCGACGCAGUCCGUGUCUCGUAUAGACCUGAUGCAGAACAGUCAUCAACAGCUGCAGCAGCCAACAACUAUGCUCCGGCAUGCCCUCGGGCAUAGACCGAGCUUGUCGCUGGACCUGGAGGGAUUGCGUAAUUUCCAGCGUUCGACACUGAUCUCCCCAGUCGACGACAUUUUGAACACCGGAAACAAUGACAACGGCGUCCAAGGGCUUCCGACGCCUCAGCUUGAUCACUCGCGCUCGGGCACCACGUCCGCUGCAUCGAGUCGACGUCAAAGCGGAUCGACCAAGGACAGGCCGAUCGCCGGGCUGCCAAGACCGCGAUCAACAUCCCAUCGUUUGACCAACCCAGAAAGGGCGUACGCGAGCAACCCGGUGUCUGCCGCCUUUGUCACCACCCCGCCGGUAUUCACACCACAGGAAUUCAUUGCGGCCGCCAAUGAGUUUCCCGGCUUUGCUCAAGCUGUUGCGGAUAUCCGUAGGAACGAGGCUUCAGCCGCGACUACCCUCGGGGAUGCAAGCGCGCAAGCGAUUCAACAACAGCAGCAACAGCAACAAGAAGCAUUACAUUCGCAAUUGCAACCACAACAGCAACAGAGCUUGCAAGAUCAGUUACUUUCGGGCAUGCCGCCAGGGACGAAUGGGCUCGGAUUCAACGACCUCAACGUGCUCCAGCCCACAUCCGCGACUGGCUCGUUCCCUGCGUCGCCCAAUCACAUAGGAACGCAGGCAUUUGUUCCGACUCAUGCUGGCUUGCAGACCGUUCCGCUGAGCUCUGCACCUUCCUCCGCUUCGACGUGUGUAUCUCCAGUAUUGCAGCAACAACAACAACAACAACAGCAGCAGCAGCAGCAGCAGAUGCAUAUGCAUAUGCAGUUGCAGCAACAGCAGCAGGAUUUUUCGACUCUGCAGCAACAGAUCCACAGCGCCCCGGCUUCAGCUCAUGGGUCGGCACCGCACUCUGCAGACCCCAGUCCAGCGAUCGCUUCCAUUGCCGUCAUGAGUCCCGGUCAGUCCUCCGUCGUCGGGAGCGCUGGCCCGAUGCAGCAAGCUUUCGACCCUCCUAGAAGCCUUGCGAUCGCCAACAAUUCCUCGGCAGCUCCUGUUUUGCAAAUAGGACGCUCAUUUGCCGAUGUGGCACAAGCCCAAGCGCAGUUGCAUCAACGGCAGCAGCAACAGCAACAGCAACAUGAAACAGCACAGCUACAAGAGCAGCAGCAACAGGCCCAGAUGCAAGAGCAGCAGACACAAGCGCAAAUGCAGCAACAGAUGCAGCAGCAGCAUCAACUGGAACAGCAGGAACAGCAGCAGGAGCAGCAGGAGCAAGAGCAGCGACAACAUGAACAUCAGCAACAGCAGCAGCAAAACAUGUCCAACUCUUUGUCCCAUAGCUUACAAUCAGUCCCCGCUUCUGCUCCAAGUUCAGCAUUGUCGCAAGGGAUGGUGCCAGGGGCUACACCAGGACAGCAAAAUGAUGCGCCUGUCACAAAUGUAGCCACCUCCAAUGGAGUGCCUGCCCCAGGAUCGUCAGGGCAGAUUCCAUCUAGUGGCAUGCAGAUGCCAGCGGGAGCUGUCGAUGCGAUGAAGGCGCCUGGCGCGUCCAUUUCGGCUAUGCAUGCGGCCUUAUCUGCGAUGGUGAAGUCCUUCCCAGUCAGCACCCCGCAGCCUCAGACACCUAUUCGCGCAGCGACGAACGUUCCGGCAGAUGCUGCUCAAGCUGGUAGCGGCGUUAUUGGGCAGAUUGGGCAGCUACUCGACAGCGUUGUGACCUUGGCAAACAGUGCACGCGCCCACUUCCAGCAGGGUCAGCAUACAGACAGCAGCAUCUGCCUCAGCGACCUGCAGCGGGCUUUGGCUCAAAUUGGAGAGUUGGGAUCGCGGAGUUUGGCAACUGUCAGAGCUGAGUACCCGCCUAUGAACGAUGUAGGCGUGGUCAGUGUGCCGGAUCAGACGCCAGAUGACAGCCCCACAACACUAAAGAAGAGACCAGUCCUUCCGGAAGAAGAUAUGAUGCAGCCUUUCAAAACGUUGCGGGCCAGAGAUGGGACGCACAUCCAGCCUCCGCUCCCACUGCCAUCAGCACCGCCUUUUUUGAGUACAGAGACGUUUACAUCACAGCAUGCUCUGCAGCCGCUGAAUCCCCCGCAGUCAGCAAUCACAUUGCUGCAAGCUGCCUCUGCGCCGAACCCUCUCGAGUCCCACGUGGCUUCAUCGGUUGGACCUGGGCCUGCAUCCAUAUCUUCCAGUGGUGCCUCGCAGCUCGUUUCACCCGUCGCCCACGCCUUUCCGCACUCGGCGAGCGCCCAGCCCUCCGCCACAACCUCUCCGGCAGUCGCAAGUCCUUUUUGUUUUCCCGCGGUACCGCCGCAUGCGCCAAAGCAACCCAGCAAUCUCAAUCCUGCUGGCAAGAGCGCUAACGUUGCUGGAAAUGCGAGCGUGACAUCCACACCUCCUGUCCGCAUCACGUCGUCGCUGCCGACAGGCUUGGAUGGCACUACUGGUACCAUUCAGAUGACGCAGACAGACCCUUUGGCCAUGAUGGCUGCUCCAAAUCAAGCUUUUCAGACAACACCCCAGCCCGUGUUUGGUGCGGACUCGGUGAGCAGUUCGCCUGCCUUUCAUGUGCCGCAGCUCAAGCUGUCGCAAGAAGGUCACACCGCUGAGAGUGCGGCGAGAAAUGAACAGUUUGAUGGUCACGCGGAUGACGAUGAUUGGAGCGAUCAUGAUGACGGCGGUGACGACCACGAUCACGAUCGUGACGACACAUGGGACUGGGAAGAGUCUGGCUCUUCGUCGUUGCACCAGCUAGCGCCUUCACCCGACGCGCAGAACGGCCAGGCUAGGCCACCAUCGGACCCGCUGCUGGCUGCCGAGUCUUCCCUGAAGCUCAACCUGAACCCCAAGGAAGAUGGUGCGCCCGCCGAAGUGAUCACUGGAGGUGCUGCUGUCGGCGACGAUAAAGAGCCGAGUGCAGCGUCACAAGUUGGAUCGGAGUUGAAGAAACGGCUGGAUGCCAUCUUCUGGGACUUUCUCAAUGAGCUUUGCUCUAAUCUCGAUGCCAAAGAUCAUCGCGGUGAACUGAUACACCAGUCGCUCAUGCCAAAGAAGAUGGCGCGGCUCGAAGAAUCGCCGGACUUCCGGCCCUUUCGUUUUCGUAUUCAAGCAUUCACGAAUGCGUUUCAGGCUGAGAUCUAUCGUCGAGGCGUGAGCGAAACAGAGUGUGGCGUCAAGAAGGUCAAGCAGUAUCUCUGGACCCAGAAACUGAUCGCUCGGUACAACGAAGACGGCAAGAAGGCCAAGUCGAGGGGAAACCACAUUUGGAUCGUUGACGCGCGCAAGCUCCCCGUGGGAGGCUGGGAGUUCCGCGAGUUCCGCAGGCGCAUAGCGGGGGUGCCCAAGCAGGCCUACUUAGGGGCUACGUGGCGCUGGCAUCUGAGGAUCUGGGAUCCACAGGUACCUUCGUCCAAUAUUCGCGCCGUCUUCUCCGCGCCAACUCUGCCAUUGUGGAUUCGCUGGGAAGACGAGAAUGACCGGCAAGUCCUCUUGGGCACACCAUCCUCCACACAAGACAGCAGCUACCUGCGCGUCAUUGCGCAUUAUGUUCACGGCAACCAGCUGCAUGAGCUGGACCAUGCUGUCAACCUCGAGAUCCUCGAGCUGCAGACGGUAGAUGGCCCGAUCUCCAUCAUGGAAGCCCAGCAGCAGACGGAUACUGCGAAUGCAGAGCCGAGGGAUCAUGCGAAUCUCCCUUCGACAGCGAACGAUGUCGCGCCGUUCCAGAUGGAUGCCACCAUGUCGGAUCCCCAGGAGACUGUGCAGGAGGCCAUCGUCGCUCCGUCGCAAGUGUCCAACGUGCUACAAGCCAUCUCCUUCCCGUUUUCCUGA